Molecule: messenger RNA, 2285 nt
Organism: Hemicordylus capensis (graceful crag lizard)
Lineage: Eukaryota; Metazoa; Chordata; Lepidosauria; Squamata; Cordylidae
Gene: PUS3
Product: pseudouridine synthase 3
Exons: 6
Coding region: 459-1916 (485 amino acids)
Biological process (GO): tRNA pseudouridine synthesis; mRNA pseudouridine synthesis
Cellular component (GO): cytoplasm; nucleus
Molecular function (GO): RNA binding; pseudouridine synthase activity
Source: RefSeq, a predicted model, not a curated record
UUCCAUGGAGACGCGGUGAAUGGAGGGUCUAGUUGCGUGGCCAGGCGGCUCUUUGAUCCCAGAACGUUCUAGAACGUUGCCCCUUCUUUUUUUGGCAGGGAGCAGCGGAUCACGUGCCUUCCCACACUCUGUGGACAUUGACUCGCCAGGAGCUGCUGUCUACUGAGUUCCUUGGUUCAACUGAUUUGGAUUAGACAAAUUCAUGGAAGAUAGAGCUAUCAAUGUGAUUAUCCAUGCGACCUAAAUGGAACCUCCCUAUUUAGAGGCAGUAUAUCUAUCUCGGGACGGGAUGCCCAAUGCAGACGACUAACAAUGCAAGAUGUGGCCAUCACCUUGACGCCCUGCUUGUGCCCUCUUUGAGGCAUCUACUUUGCUGCUGUCGGGACGGGAGCAGAACGCUGAAGGGCUAGAUCGUCUGAUCCUGCAAAGCAGCUCCAUCCUUUAAGAGGAUUCUUGCUAUGGCUGAAGAUGGUAGAGAAACAGAGAAGCUAUUGAAGAGGGUCCAGGAACUGGAAGAGACUGUAGAGAGGCUGCAAGAAAGGCUUCUGGAGAGCAAGGAGGCCACAGACGCAGGAGGCGGCUCUCCAAUAUGUGGAAAGACCCAGAAACGUCAGCAGAGGCCAUUUGAUUUUAGUGCUUAUGGUAGGAGACACGUGGCCCUGAAGAUAGCCUACCUGGGCUGGGGAUACCAAGGCUUUGCCAGCCAGGGGAACACCAGCAAUACUAUUGAAGAGAAGCUGUUUGAGGCUCUAAGCAAAACCCGACUGGUAGAGAGUAGGCAGACGUCUAACUAUCAUCGCUGUGGGCGCACAGACAAGGGAGUCAGUGCCUUUGGACAAGUGAUUUCCUUAGAUCUCCGCUCAGAUCUUUCCAAGAAGAUAGUAGAUGAACCUGCAGGUACCCUAAAGGACAAAACUAGCAGUACUUCCAAAGAGAUCCGCUACACCCACAUCUUAAAUCGGGUGCUCCCUCCUGACAUACGGGUAUUGGCCUGGGCCCCAGUAGAUCCCAGCUUCAGUGCUAGAUUCAGUUGCCUGAAGAGGACCUAUUGCUAUUUCUUUCCUCGGGCUGAUCUGGAUGUAGCUCUUAUGAAUACAGCGGCUCAGAAAUAUGUGGGGACCCAUGAUUUUCGUAAUCUGUGCAAGAUGGAUGUAGCCAAUGGCGUGACCAACUUUCAAAGGACCAUUCUCACUGCAGAGGUGCAGCCUGUGGUUAAACAAGAGGAAAGUGAGCAACAGCAACCUUUCCAAAUGUAUCAAUUUCAAGUGACAGGCCUGGCAUUCCUCUAUCACCAGGUCCGUUGCAUGAUGGCUAUCCUCUUCCUGAUUGGACAAAAAAUGGAGAAGCCAGAGAUUAUUGAUGAGCUAUUGGAUAUAGAAAACAACCCAAAAAAGCCACAAUACAGUAUGGCCGCGGAAUUUCCUCUGGUUCUUCAUGAUUGUGAGUUUGAAGACAUCCAGUGGAUCUAUGAUCAUGAAGUGCACGAGUUUAAUGUUACUCACUUACAGAAACUCUGGACCAAUCAUGCUGUUAAAACUCAUAUGCUGUAUAGCAUGUUAAAUGGGCUCGACUUUGCUGAGAUACCUACAGAGACAGGUUCAAGCAACAAGACUACAGUUCUCUGGAAAGAGAUAACGCCUCUGGUCCACAAUCAGAUCAAUUCCUUAGUCGAGGGAGUGAAAGCUCGCCACUACAAACCACUAAUGGAACGCCCCAAAUGUGAAGAUUUAGAAUCUCGCAUCAGCCACUACGUGCGCAGAGGACGCAUUGAACUGCCUCACUUGAAAAAAACAAAGCACUCUGAAACAGAAGCAGAUGAACAGGUGGAAGUUAAGAGCAGCCACUGUGGUCCUGCAAAGGAAGACAACCCAGUUCUAGGACAAGCUGCAAAGAGGGUCUGUUUGAGUAGAGACUGAGUUUUCCAGAUGCCUUGCUGCUUCCAUUUAGAUACAAUUCUAUUCUUUUAUGAAGUGGAAGCACUCAUCCUAGACUGCAGACACUGAUUUUUGUUUUUUUAAAUACAUCUCACUAAAACUUCCCCCUCUCAUUAAGAAAUAUUUUUUACAGAAUGGUAUAAGUCAGAUGCCAGAAAAACUGGCAUGUCCCUAGUACUGGAUCUGUAUUUUCUGCUUAAUACUAUUCACAUUGAAAGCACCUCCAGCGCUUGUCCGCUGUAGUUGACUGUUAAGGUUGUCAUUGCAAUGGCUCAUGGAUCAGGAGAGAAAGUGUGCUGAACAGUUGUCCAGGCUAUAGUUACCUAAGAAACCUAUAUUCCAAACAGCUGA